CCUUCCCCAAUUAACAAAUUCUUAAUUAGUUGUACAACAAAAAUCCCCAAUUCCUACCUACUAUACUUCUAAAUUCUAACUAAUCCCCAUUUCUCUAAUAUAUACCCAUGAUAAUGCAUUGAUUGACAUCUGAAUCGCCCUCUUCUUCUUCUUCGUCGUCGUUGUUUCAGUUGAAGAAGAAGAUGGGUGUUGUAAAAGCAGCGGUAGCUGAUUUUGUUAUGACAUUUAUUGCGAUAUUUUGUGUUUCAACGAUUGGGGUUCUCACUUACAUUAUUGGAUCUGCAUUUGGAAUUGCUCCUGGAUUGGCAUCUCUCUCCAUCACUAUUGUCAUUGUUUUCCUCCUCUUUUUAAUGCUUAGUGUUAUAGCUGAGGCUUUGGGUGGCGCCGCCUUCAAUCCUGCCGGUACGGCGGCGUUUUAUGCUGCCGGAGUUGGAAAUGAUUCGCUCUUCUCCGUUGCUGCUCGAUUUCCAGCUCAGGCAGCUGGUGCGGUUGCUGGUGCAGUAGCAAUAUUGGAGGUUAUUCCUACGCAGUACAAGCACAUGCUUGGUGGGCCUUCCUUGAAAGUUGACUUGCACAAUGGAGCCAUUGCUGAGGGCAUCUUGACUUUCGUAAUGACCUUUCUGGUCUUUAUCAUUGUACUGAAGGGUCCUAAAAGUGCACUUCUAAAGAAUUGGUUACUUGCAAUGUCAACUGUUACCAUGGUAGUUGCAGGUUCAAAAUACACUGGACCUUCUAUGAAUCCAGCCAAUGCAUUUGGUUGGGCGUACAUAAACAACAUGCACAACACAUGGGAGCAGUUUUACGUCUACUGGAUCUGCCCCUUUGUAGGAGCAAUAUUGGCUGCAUGGACUUUUCGUGCUGUCUUUCCAGCUCCAGCGAAGAAGAAGAAGCCCCAGAAGAAAAAGCGAAAUUGAGAUAGACUCUUCUGCUUCAGUUACUUCAUUAAUCUAGGUUUCGAUGUGGUUGAAGUAACCCGAUAAAGUUGAAAGCAAUUCUUAAGUUCAAAUACAGAAUCAUGACAGAUUCCCUUCGCAUUUGUUGGAAUUGUUAAUAAACCCCCUUUCAACAUUGAUCCAAAUUCAACCAA
Messenger RNA from Solanum stenotomum, 1087 nucleotides. RefSeq names its product aquaporin SIP1-1-like. Gene Ontology annotation, molecular function: water channel activity. The coding region runs from base 183 to 914 and encodes 243 amino acids. Lineage: Eukaryota; Viridiplantae; Streptophyta; Magnoliopsida; Solanales; Solanaceae. Gene Ontology annotation, biological process: transmembrane transport. The transcript has 3 exons. The record is from RefSeq and is a predicted model, not a curated record. Gene Ontology annotation, cellular component: membrane.